Alternaria ethzedia is the source of this 957-nucleotide messenger RNA. RefSeq lists its product as uncharacterized. The transcript has a single exon. The record is from RefSeq and is a predicted model, not a curated record. The coding region runs from base 1 to 957 and encodes 318 amino acids. NCBI's taxonomy places the organism in Eukaryota, Fungi, Ascomycota, Dothideomycetes, Pleosporales, Pleosporaceae.
AUGAAAGUCUUAAUUACUGGGGCCGGCGGCUUUGUCGGCCAAAUUCUGGCAAAGAAACUCAUCGAGACAAACACCGCAGAUGCACUCAUUUUAGCCGACGUUAACCCGCCUCCCAAUCCAACAUCGUCGCAGAACGUGCAAUGCACGUCGGCAGAUCUCACAUCGCUUUCCGCAUGCGAAGACCUCAUCGCCCAAUCGCCGGAUGCCGUGUAUAUCUUACAUGGCAUCAUGUCGAGUGGUAGCGAAGCAAACCUCGAGCUUGGUCUCAAAGUCAACUUCGAAUCUGUACGCCAGCUACUGGAUACGAUCAGGAUCAAGCGACCAGGAAUCAAAGUAGUCUUCACCUCUUCCUGCGCAGUGUUUGGUCGGAAAGCAGUAGAAAACGUAGCAACAGAGACGGACAUUGUGCCCAUGCCGGAGUCGAGCUAUGGCACACAGAAACUCAUGAUUGAGUUCCUUCUCAACGACUAUUCGCGACGCGGGCUUAUUGACGGACGAGUCGUGCGCCUACCAACUGUUUUCGUAAGAGCAGGCGCACCAACUGCUGCGGCUUCAUCCUUCGUCUCUGGCAUUGUACGCGAGCCGAUCCAUGGAAAAGAGUCAGAGCUACCAGUCGACCCCAGCAUUGGCAUAUGGCUUACUUCACCGCGCGCGCUGGCGACAAACCUCGUGCAUGCCAUUAAAGUUCCGGCGGAAAAGUUUGGGCACUUCCGCCAAGUGCUGUUACCCGGUUACACAGCUACGAGCGGAGAAAUCUUGGACGCUUUGGAAAAGGUCGCUGGAAAGGAGACGAGAGCUUUGGUGAAAGAGAAGAGAGACGAGACUACGCAGAGGAUCGUAUUGAGCUGGCCGGCGAAGUACGAUACGGCGAGAGCGAGAGAUCUAGGGUUUAGUGAAGACGUUGGGCUCGAACAGACCAUUCGUGACUUCAUUGACGGCGAAAAGCAAAAGUCAUGA